UCAGUUGUUAUUCAAACCUGCUGGAGGAAACAUCAUCAAAGAAAUGAAUAAUGGCUGCCAUUAAUGAGAGCAAGAAUGAGAAGGAAGUCGUACUUGAUUUCAUACAUGCAUAUCGGGCUCAUCCAGCUUCAUGGAAAGUUAAAUCAAAAGGCUAUUCCAAUAAAGUAGCCAGAAACAAAGGAAUAGCGGCUCUGCAUGAAAUAUUGAAAGAACUCGAGCCUGACUGCACACGAGACGCCUUGACGAAGAAAAUAAACUCCUUACGAGCAAGUUUUAGGAGAGAACACAAGAAAAUAGAAAGCUCGAAGACGUCUGGGACCUCAGCAGAUGAUAUAUAUGCGACAUCACUUUGGUUUUCUGAUGAGAUGAUGUUUGUAUUAGAUCAGGAUGUCGCACGAGAGAGCUGCUCUAAUCUGGGGGAUAUUGACAACAUAAAUGAUGAGAAUGAAGAAGGGGAUGAAACGGAAAAUGCUAAACCCAGCACGAGCCAACAGGGACGUCCUCGCAAACGUUUCUCUAAAUCUGAUCAAAUAUUGGAUACAGUUGCAAGAAAACUGGAUGAAUCUGUAAAUACAGACAUGUCUGGUAUGGAUAGCUUCGGGAAAUACGUCACACGUAGGAUACUUGCAAUGGACCAGCGAACUUCAAUAAUAACUAGAAAAAUCAUACAUGAUGUACUUUUUGAGGCAGAGAUGGGGAAUUUAAAUUCUUCAUCUCGAGUAGUUACAACACACCAAGAGCCGGUACCAUUACCAAAUGCCUUCAAAUAACUCAGUGUAUAGUUACUGCAGUAACAGCAGUAGUGACUCCGGGAUGUCGCAGUACUUUUCACAUUUUCAACCUUAGGAUAUAGCAUAUGCCCUACGUUAACUUGGGACAUGUUUUAUUUUUCUCAUUUUUACCAAGCUUACUAUAAUAUAUGUUACUACAUUUCAGGUGUCAUAUGUUAUCAAUAAACAUUUACAAAUAUACAACUCUUACAAAUUAUUCAUUGCCUUUAGAU
Molecule: messenger RNA, 1003 nt
Organism: Macrobrachium nipponense
Lineage: Eukaryota; Metazoa; Arthropoda; Malacostraca; Decapoda; Palaemonidae
Exons: 2
Coding region: 51-770 (239 amino acids)
Source: RefSeq, a predicted model, not a curated record